UGUCCCGGGCGGGGGCGCUGGAAGAGAACUGGGAGGAAGGGCGCCGAGGACCGCCUUUGGUUCUGCUGUCCACCCGGUCCCGACACCCAGCUGGCCAAGAUCCAGGACAGAGCUCUUGGCACCAUGAACGCGGUCAUUGGCAUCAUUCUCCUGACAGUCUUGCAGGUAUCCCAAGGACAGAAGGUGACCAGCCUCACGGCCUGCCUGGUGAACCAGAGCCUCCGCCUGGACUGCCGCCACGAGAACACCACCACCACGCCCAUCCAGUAUGAGUUCAGCCUGACCCGGGAGACGAAGAAGCACGUGCUCUUUGGCACCAUGGGCGUGCCCGAGCACACAUACCGCUCCCGCACCAACUUCACCAGCAAGUACAACAUCAAGGUCCUCUACCUCUCCGCCUUCACCAACAAGGACGAGGGGCUCUACACCUGCGAACUGCGCCUCUCUGGCCAGCCGUCCACCGUCUCCUCCCAGAACAUCUCUGUGUUCAGAGAUAAGCUGGUCACGUGUGAGGGCAUCAGCCUCCUGGCUCAGAGCACUUCCUGGCUGCUGCUGCUCCUGCUCUCGCUGUCCCUCCUCCAGGCCACGGACUUCAUCGCUCUGUGACUGGCUGGGCCCAUGGAGGAGAUAGGAAGCCGCGAGGUCCAGUGCAGAGCCCCUACUUCUCUGAGUCGGCUGACCCCCUCCCACCAGUCCCUCACACAC
This is a messenger RNA of Tupaia belangeri chinensis (Chinese tree shrew), 705 nucleotides long. Its product is annotated as thy-1 membrane glycoprotein. The transcript is spliced from 4 exons. Gene Ontology annotation, molecular function: GTPase activator activity; integrin binding. Bases 124 to 606 code for a protein of 160 amino acids. The record is from RefSeq and is a predicted model, not a curated record. Gene Ontology annotation, biological process: integrin-mediated signaling pathway; cell adhesion; regulation of cell migration. NCBI's taxonomy places the organism in Eukaryota, Metazoa, Chordata, Mammalia, Scandentia, Tupaiidae. Gene Ontology annotation, cellular component: myelin sheath; membrane raft; focal adhesion.